AUAGAAUCUCGACCGCGUAGGCUUCCGUAGGCAACAAGAGCGACGGACCUGCUCGCAGCCUCAUCCUCAGACAGCAUCAUUCCUACCAUCCUCUCCCUAAAAGCCCAGUGCGAUGACAGGAAAUCUGGAAAACCCUGGGAUUGUUUCUUCUCUGUCGGUUCGCGCAUCUUUCCGGGUGUGUUUGGGGUUUGGGGCUCAGCGUGAGGCUGCUUCCUCGGUGAGGAGGGGAGGACAUCACAGUCUGCGUGUUCACACAAAAACAACACAGAGAUCCUGAUCACAGCCACAUCUCAACCUCCUGGGUUUCGGAGGGUUUCUACAUUUUAAUAGCACGCAGAUUUACGUUUCUCUGCUGGUGUGAGAGGAGCUGUAACAGACACAUCAUCACGGUCUGUGACUACCUUCGUGGUGCAAUGAGAAAAAAAGACUUUCUAAUGGACUUCCCUGCAGAUCCUCUGUACAGAUGAAUAUUUGUGUGACCAAUCCGUUAAAUGUUUUUUCGGAGAACUUCAAUGCAAAAAAACACAUUUUUGACUAAUUGGGCUGUGUUAAAAAUGGAGUAUCCCAAAGCUUCAGCUGCCACUUGACACAUCUACAUGUCUGGAUAAGUGGAAAUGGUAAAAAUGGUGGAACUGAUAGGAGUAGAGCUUCUGCACUAGAUGCCUUUCAAAGUAUUUUGCUCCUUUGUGGUGCAAAAACAACACCUGAAGGCUAACCACAAUCAAGCCAGUCUUGAAGAGUUUAAACAUUGUGGAUGAAGCUGAAGAAGUGGUCUUCCUCUCUUCAUUGGUGACCCCAUGACUCAUACUGUAGUCAGAGUACCAACAGUCCACAUGAACCCAUACGAGAUCUAACAGCAGCUGUUAUCACGCACAGAAACCACAGGAUGAGUGUAUUCCCGUAGCUACGCCAGCGUUGCUGUGGCUGGCCGUCACAAGACGGCCAACUCCUUCUGCCAUGUCACGGUUGAUGCUGGGCCGGACUCUGGAGCGCAUCUGCAAAGGCGUCCUGCUGCUCUGCCUGCUCCACUUCCUCAUCAUGAUGAUCCUGUACUUUGACGUCUACUCGCAGCGGUUUGACAUCUUCAGCCGCUUUAAUAAUGGCAGAAAUGGGUCCAGGAAUAACAGCAGUGGAGCAGCCAGCGGGCAUCAUUUUUACUACUACAACCUCUCAAGACCCAAUGCGACUUCAGCCCCCUACCUGGCCGCAGGUGAACAGCUGGUACCGAGCUCGCAGCCUGAGAACAAUCAUACACCUUCUCCCAAACCGCUACCACCGUGUCCUGAGAACCCACCAGGCCUCGUGGGACGCUUGCUGAUAGAGUUUAGCUCCCAGAUGACGAUGGAGCGAGUGCAGAAGGAAAACCCAAACGUCACAGAGGGAGGCCGUUACAAGCCACCUGACUGCCGGCCAAGAUGGAAGCUUGAAGUAGGUGUAAAAAACGAGAUCCGUUUUUCUGCCUGCAAAGAAAUGGAGGACGCGAUGGGAGAAUUCGGGAUCGCAUCUUUGGUGAAAGAUGCUUCAACUUCGACAACCCUGGACGCUAUGGAAGACUCUGAGACUGCGCUGUCUGUGAAAGAUGCUUCAACUUCAUUGACCCCGGACUUAUGA
This is a messenger RNA of Cyprinodon tularosa, 1611 nucleotides long. RefSeq names its product beta-1,4-galactosyltransferase 2-like. Bases 958 to 1611 code for a protein of 217 amino acids. NCBI's taxonomy places the organism in Eukaryota, Metazoa, Chordata, Actinopteri, Cyprinodontiformes, Cyprinodontidae. Gene Ontology annotation, molecular function: glycosyltransferase activity. The transcript is spliced from 4 exons. The record is from RefSeq and is a predicted model, not a curated record. Gene Ontology annotation, biological process: carbohydrate metabolic process.